Molecule: messenger RNA, 2277 nt
Organism: Oldenlandia corymbosa var. corymbosa
Lineage: Eukaryota; Viridiplantae; Streptophyta; Magnoliopsida; Gentianales; Rubiaceae
Source: the annotation of a GenBank genome assembly
AUGGGGGCUUCAAAUUCUACAAUGGAAGAAGACAAGGCUCUGCAGCUUUGUCGUGAGAGAAAGAAAUUCAUUGGACAAGCCCUUGAUGCCAGGUGCUCUCUAGCAGCCAACCAUAUAGCUUACGUAGAAGCACUAAAAGUUACUGGAUCUGCACUUUGGAAAUUUGUUGAACCUGAAGCUCCUGGUGGUUCUUCCUUUUAUACACCUACCGCUGCCACUUCCGAACGCCUUGUAACUGAGAAGUCUGUUUCCCAAUUCUCCAUCUCAUCUCCAACAUCUUCUCAGCACGCAGAUGCAAAUAGGAAUAUCUCACCAUCACCUUCACCUCCUUCAUGGCAUUAUCAGACGAAUCAUAUGAAAUUCAGAGGAUCUUUCUCCAAGAAAGUUGAAGAAAAACCCUCCAUAUCUCAUACAGUUAUUUCAGGUAGUCCUCAGAGCACCACUCCUCGUUCAUUUGGAAGACCUGACACUCCACCUCUCGAACCUCCUCCAGUUCCACCUGAAUCUCCUCCAUGGGACUUUUUUGGUCUUUCUCAUCCUGUUGAUAAUCGUGUUUCUUCCCAAGAACAAGGGGACCUUAACUCAGAUUUGGAGUAUGCUGAUGAGAUUAGACAGCUACGAGAGGAGAGAACUUCUGAAGGUGGCGAGGAGUUUUCUUCCCAUGGAAAGGAAUCAUCGGAAUCAGAAGAUGAAUUUGAUGAGCCUUCUGCAGAGAGACUAGUUCGAAGAUUUGAAAAUGUAAAUAGAACAGGGGAUAAUGUUGUUACAAGUGAUUCACCUGCUAUCCACUCCGCAAAGAACAUAUCAUCGGAAUCAAAGGUGUUGAAUGGGAUGAAAACCAAGUCUCCGGACUUAACGCCGUUAAGAGCUGCCUCAUCUUCUGAAGCUGAAGUCGUAAAUGGCAUAAAGACGAACACAAAAGUAGAUGAUUGUGAAAAUGAAGUUCCUCCAAAGGACUUUUUCCGAAGCAUAAAAGAUAUCGAACUUCUAUUUGGAAAAGCAUCUGAAGCUGGUAGAGAAGUUCCUCGAAUGCUUGAAGCGAACAAAUUUCAUUUUCGUCCAAUCCUUCCUGGGAAAGAAAAUGGAAAGACAGCCUCGUCGCUCUUGAAGUCUUGUUUUUCUUGUGGUGAAGAUCCAAGCCAGGUUCCGGAAGUGCCUGCUGAAACCGAUGUGAAGUAUUUAACUUGGCACCGGACUUCCUCAUCUCGAUCCUCUUCAUCAAGGAACUUACCCCGAGCAAAUUCUAUAGAUGAUGUUGAAGACCUUACAAAGAAUCUUCUGGAAAGUUUUAGUAUGAUCUCUGGAAGCCAUGCCUCAACUAUAGAUCGAUUAUAUGCAUGGGAGAAGAAACUUUACGAUGAAGUCAAGGUUAGUGAAAUGAUAAGGCGAAAAUAUGAUAUGAAGCGCAAACUCCUUAGGCAACAAGAAUCUAAUGGAGAACCUCUCUCAAAGGUUGACAAGACACGUUCAGUUGUGAAGGAUUUACAUUCCAGAAUCAGAGUGGCCAUCCAUAGAAUAGACUCAAUUUCCAAGAAAAUAGAGGAAUUAAGAGACGGAGAACUUCAGCCUCAGCUGGAAGAGUUGAUUGAAGGAUUGAGGAGAAUGUGGGAGGUGAUGUUUGAGUGUCACAAGCUUCAGUUUCACAUUAUUUCGGUGGUUUAUACCCCAGGCAAUGUCAAGAUCACCGUGCAAUCUGAUUCACGCCGUCUGAUUGUCAUCCAUCUAGAGAAUGAGCUGAGCUCUCUAUCCUCCAGUUUUACCAAGUGGAUUCGUGCUCAGAAGACAUAUAUCGAAGCUAUAAAUAAGUGGCUCUAUAAAUCCGUGUUGGUGACACAGAAAUCAUCCAAGAGGAAGAAAAAGAUUCCCCCUCCACCCCUCAGACACUAUGGCCCUCCUAUAUACGCUACCUGUGAUAUCUGGUUAGAACUCCUCAGUAAUCUACCAACUGAAACAGUUGUAGAUUCUAUGAAGAACUUAGCAGCUGAAAUAGAUCGUUUUUUACCACGUCAAGAGAAGACCCAUGGAAAAGGCGCAAACCGUCGUCAUUCCUCACCCGACCAAGGUAUCAUCGAUGGCGACCCUCAUAUGAAUUUGUUAGGGGGAGGGGACGCAUCAGAAGACCACCGGACACCGGGACUUGAUCAGUUCCGCAUUAGUCUGGCAAAUUUACUUAAUCAUAUGAGUACAUUUGCUGAGACUUCUGUGAAUAUGUACACGAGACUGCAGAGAGAAAUUGAGGAUGCAAAGAAGAGUUAUGAACAGCAAAAAACUCAGUAG